Molecule: messenger RNA, 2133 nt
Organism: Eptesicus fuscus (big brown bat)
Lineage: Eukaryota; Metazoa; Chordata; Mammalia; Chiroptera; Vespertilionidae
Product: leukocyte immunoglobulin-like receptor subfamily A member 6
Exons: 14
Coding region: 1-1923 (640 amino acids)
Biological process (GO): cytokine-mediated signaling pathway
Molecular function (GO): inhibitory MHC class I receptor activity
Source: RefSeq, a predicted model, not a curated record
AUGACGUCCAUCCUCUCUGCUCUUCUCUGCCUCGGGCUGAGUCUGGACCAGAGGACCCGUGUGCAGGCAGGGACCCUUCCCAAACCAACCCUCUGGGCUGAGCCAGGACCUGUGAUGCCCUGGGGGAUCCCCGUGACCAUCUGGUGUAAGGGUUCCCCAGGGGCUGAGGAGUACUGUCUGUAUAAAGAGGGAAGCCCAGCACCAUGGAAAAGACUGGAUCUACUAGAGCCCGGGGACAAGGCCAAGUUCUCCAUCACAUACAUGACAGACCAUAUUGCAGGGAUAUAUCACUGUUACUAUCGCAGCACUGCUGGCUGGUCAGAGCGCAGUGACCCCCUGGAGCUGGUGGUGACAGGAUCCUAUGGCAAACCCAGCCUCUCAGCCCUGCCCAGCCCUGUCGUGACCUCAGGAGGGAACGUGACCCUCCAGUGUGGCUCAGGGCAGGGAUUUGACAGGUUCAUUCUGACUAAGGAAGGAGAUCACAGGUUCCUCUGGACCCAGGACUCACAGCCACAGCCCAGUGGGCAGUCCCAGGCCCUGUUCCAUGUGGGCCCUGUGACCCCCAACCACAGGGGGACAUUCAGAUGCUAUGGCUGUUACAGGAACUGGCCUCAUAUGUGCACACGCUCCAGUGAUACCCUGGAGCUCCUGCUCCCAGGUGAGUUUGGGAAGCCCUCCCUCCUGAGCCAGCAGGGCCCCAUCGUGGCCUCUGGACAGAGCCUGACCCUCCAGUGUCGCUCUGAUGUCGGCUAUGACAGAUUCGCUCUGCACAAGGACGGGGGACAGGACCUCCCCCAGAGUCUUGUCCUGCAGCCCCAGGCUGGGCUCUCUCAGGCCCACUUCCCCCUGGGCACUGUGAGCAGCUCCCACGGGGGCCGGUACAGAUGCUACGGUGGAUACAACCUCUCCUCUGAGUGGUCGGCCCCCAGCGACCCCCUGGACAUCCUGGUGGCAGGACAGCUGUCUGACACACCCUCCCUCUCGGUGCAGCCAGGCCCCAGGGUGGCCUCAGGAGAGAAUGUGACCCUGCGGUGUCAGUCACAGAGCCAGAGGGACACGUUCCUUCUGUCCAAGGAGGAGGCAGCCGAUCCCCCCUCUCGUCUGAGAUCAGAGCACCGAGCUCAGCAGUUCCAGGCAGAGUUCUCCAUGAGUCCUGUGACCUCAGCCCACAGGGGGACCUACAGGUGCUACAGCUCACACAGCUCUUCCCCCUUCCUGCUGUCACUCCCCAGUGAGCCCCUGGAGCUUCUGGUCUCAGAACCCUCUGGAGGCACCAGCCCCCGACCCACAGGGCCCGCCUCCACAGCUGGAGGCUCUAAGGAUCCAUCUCUCCCACCCACAGGGUCAGGCAUGCAGACGGGUCCCAAAUGGUACAUGGUCAUCCUGAUUGGGUUCUCGGUGGCCCUCGUCCUGCUGCUCUCCCUCCUCCUCUUCCUCCUCCUCCGACACCGACGUCAGAGCAAAGGCAGGAUGUCAGGGACCACACACCCAGAGGCCAUGGACAGAGGCCCGCAGAUCAGUUCCAGCCCAGCUGCAGAUGCCCAGGAAGAGGCUCUUUCAGAUGCUUCUGUGAAGGACCCACAGCCUGGGGAGAGCGUGGAGCUGGACCCUCAGCAGAACGGGCAGGAUGAAGGCCCCCAGGGAGUGACGUACGCCCAGGUGAACUGCUCAAGACCAAGAUCCGGACCUGGAAUGCCCACCUCUCCUUUGCCUCUGUUGAGGGGAUUGCUGGACACAAAGGGCAGACAAGCAGAAGAGGACAGACAGAUGGACAGUCAAGCUGCACCUGACGCCCAACAGGAUGUGACCUACGCCCAGCUGAAUCUCUUGGCCCUCAAUCAGAGGACAACUGCACCCCAUUUCUCCCCAUCCGAUGAGCCCCCAGAUGAGCACAUUUUGUAUAUUGCUCUGUCUGUCCCCUAGCCCAGGAAAGACCCAAACCCCACAUUUCAGGAAGGGGGCCUGCACAUACCCCCAAAAGCCGGAAUGCUGCCCCAUGGGCACGUGGCUAGUGCCCCAGCCUGGAGACCUGACAGGGACCACCCACAGCUCCUGAGGCCUCUGGGAGUCUCCAAGUUUAUAGUCGAAGAUAACCUGUAUCUCUACCUUUUACAAAUAAAGCAACAGACUUCU